CCAUGUGAGCACACGACUCUGACCCGAGGGAAGGGAACUACACUGAUGGAUUGAUUUUAUUAAAAUAAAUAAAUGAAUUAAAUGUUUCUGGAUGUACAGUGAGCUUUAAAGGAAUACAUCGUUUUAUUGUCGCAGCGGCGGAAGUGAGGAUUCUUCUCUCAGCCGAUUACAGGAGUCACUUUGUGACAACAUGCUCCAGAAUGACAAACAAGAAGUGCCAAAGGCUGAAGCGGAACCGGACUCACCGACACACAAAGACACCGAGUCCACCAACUUCCCCAUACCGGUUUAUCCCAAACCGGAGAUCAAACGGAACGCGGUGACAGACGACUACAAGAUCUCCACUGAGGUUCUGGGUUUAGGAAUCAACGGCAAAGUGCUGCAAUGUUUCAACAAGAAGACCGGAGAGAAGUGCGCCCUCAAGGUUCUCUAUGACAGUCCAAAAGCCAGAAGAGAGGUAGAGCUGCACUGGCGAGUAUCGGGGGGGCCGUACAUUGUUCAGAUUCUCAGCCUGUAUGAGAACAUGCAUCAUGGGAAGAAGUGCCUCCUCAUCAUUAUGGAGUGUAUGGAGGGUGGAGAACUGUUUAGCCGAAUCCAGGCCAGAGGAGAUCAAGCCUUCACUGAGAAAGAGGCAUCUGAGAUUAUGAGGGACAUCGGCACAGCUAUCGAAUUUCUACACCACAUGAACAUCGCGCAUAGAGAUAUCAAGCCAGAAAACCUGCUGUACACCACUAAAGACAGAAAUGGGGUCCUCAAACUCACAGACUUUGGCUUUGCAAAGGAGACAACGCUACAGAACUCUCUGCAGACCCCCUGUUACACACCUUACUAUGUGGCGCCUGAGGUUUUGGGUCCAGAAAAAUAUGACAAAUCUUGCGACAUGUGGUCUCUUGGAGUCAUCAUGUACAUCCUUUUGUGUGGCUUCCCUCCGUUCUACUCCAACACGGGCCAAGCCAUUUCUCCGGGGAUGAAGAGGAGAAUCCGAAUGGGCCAGUAUGAAUUUCCAAACCCUGAGUGGGCUGAUGUGUCACAGGAAGCCAAAGAUUUGAUCCACCAGCUGCUGAAGACAGACCCCAAUGAGCGAAUGACCAUCACCCAGUUUAUGAACCAUCCUUGGAUCAACAAGUCUAUGGUGGUUCCCUCCACUCCGCUCCACACCACCCGCGUUCUGACCGAGGACAAAGCCAUGUGGGACGACGUCAAGGAGGAGAUGACAAGCGCCUUGGCAACCAUGCGUGUGGACUACGACCAGGUGAAGAUUAAGGACCUCGACACUUCCAGCAACCCUCUGCUCAAUAAGAGGCGCAAAAAGGCUGCAGCAGGGGCCAAGAGCGGGUCCACGGUCUGUCAAAGUCAGUGAUAUGAGUAGAAAGUCCAGACAGAACAGCCAAGAGACACUUAGAAGACAAAGAG
Thalassophryne amazonica is the source of this 1413-nucleotide messenger RNA. RefSeq names its product MAPK activated protein kinase 3 (gene mapkapk3). Gene Ontology annotation, molecular function: calmodulin binding; calcium-dependent protein serine/threonine kinase activity; mitogen-activated protein kinase binding. Bases 191 to 1360 code for a protein of 389 amino acids. The transcript has 10 exons. Gene Ontology annotation, biological process: peptidyl-serine phosphorylation; protein autophosphorylation; intracellular signal transduction. Gene Ontology annotation, cellular component: nucleus; cytoplasm. Lineage: Eukaryota; Metazoa; Chordata; Actinopteri; Batrachoidiformes; Batrachoididae. The record is from RefSeq and is a predicted model, not a curated record.